Messenger RNA from Monoraphidium neglectum, 225 nucleotides. RefSeq lists its product as hypothetical. The transcript is spliced from 2 exons. NCBI's taxonomy places the organism in Eukaryota, Viridiplantae, Chlorophyta, Chlorophyceae, Sphaeropleales, Selenastraceae. Bases 1 to 225 code for a protein of 74 amino acids. The record is from RefSeq and is a predicted model, not a curated record.
AUGGCCAUUGCAAUCGCAGCAGCAGCCGGCGCUGUUUAUGUCGAGCGCUCCCAACUGAACACUGUCAAGGAGAUGAUGAUAUCGGAGAUGCAGUGUUUGGAGGUCAAGCUCGCGGCUGCGGAGAAGACGCUCAGCAAGGACAUUGAGAUACUGAAGCGUGAUGUGCAGGAACUGAAGGGUGGUGUGAAGGCAAUUCUCAAGAACCUCGACGCCAAGGGCAAGUGA